Molecule: messenger RNA, 1810 nt
Organism: Cylas formicarius (sweet potato weevil)
Lineage: Eukaryota; Metazoa; Arthropoda; Insecta; Coleoptera; Brentidae
Product: SAP30-binding protein
Exons: 3
Coding region: 318-1157 (279 amino acids)
Biological process (GO): regulation of DNA-templated transcription
Cellular component (GO): nucleus
Source: RefSeq, a predicted model, not a curated record
AGUAAUAGUUGAGUUAACUUUGAUACGUGCUUCAAUCCUUCGAUGUCAAUACUUAGUGAAAGAGGUAUUUUCUCUUUCACUCAGCAGAUGGUAUUUAGAACACAUUUGAUAAAUGUAAUUUUAUACACAUUUGCAUAAUAAGUUUUACUAUAGAAACUAGAAAAGGAAUUGAGGUUAUGUUCUGUAUUAAUGGCACAAUUUUUCCAUAUUCGUAUUACCAAAACAUCUUAUCUAUGAUUUGAACUGAUAAUAUAGGAAGAUUCGGAUUUCUUUUGAAAUUAGUUUAGCUCGCUAAAGCUAAUUGGAGGUGUACGAGAAUGUCUACAUCAGCUUUGGCGUCUCUAACUGCUACUUACACAGAUUCGGAAGGUGAGGAGGAGGAACACGACGAAAGUAAUGGAGAUAAUGCGAAAUCAUCAUCAGGUGACAAUUCAGACAAUAAAUCAGGUACAUCAUCGCGUCCAAUUAGCCCCUCCAUAACUGUGACUUCCAUAACUGUAACUACAAAAAUAGCCACUUUGGUUUCUUAUCAUGAUGAUACCAUAGCUUCAGAUGAGGGAGAAGCUGAUGAUGAUAUUCCUCAACAGGUGAUAUUUGUAAAUGACAAUGAUAAACACUCCGAUGAAGAGCUAUUGAUCGAAGAGGGGGUUACAAUCCCACCAGAACCUGCAGGGCAAUGUUCAGCAGAAUUACAAGAUAAAAUCACCAAGCUGUAUGAGAAAAUGCAAUCGCAGCAGAUGGACAUGAAUGCAGUCAUACAAAAGCGUAAGGAUUUUAGAAACCCCAGCAUAUAUGAGAAGCUUAUUCAAUAUUGCGACUUAAAUGAGCUUGGAACAAAUUAUCCCCCUUCUAUAUAUGAUCCGCUAAAGUGGAGCAAAGAGUCAUUCUAUGAGGAUCUGGCAAAAGUUCAAAAGGCUGAGAUGGAUAGGAGAGAAAAGGAAAGGAAAGGCAAGGUGGAGUUUAUAUCUGGCACAAAGAAACAUGAAGAGGAUGCCAAGAAUAAGCGGAAAAGCAAAUGGGACAUGCCAGCUUUGGGAGCAAGUACAAUUAAGCCUCCAACAUUGGUGGCUCCACCAACUUUGACUACUGCUGCGACAGGCACAAAAAGUACUGUUAUCUCGGCAUUUGGGUCUCUACCGAAAAAGCCCAGAAUUUGAACCAUCUUAGCAUGGUGAAAAUUGUCAUUGUUUUUGGACUGUACCUACCUACUUUUUUCUACCACUUUAAACAUGUAGAUUUGAUUUUUUAAUGCAGUGUUAAGAUAUCCAAAAACUACUUGAAAUUCUUGUUAAAAUGCCACGAAUGACCACAAAUUUUCUAUGCAAUAAUUUUCAAUUGGUAGUAGGUUAGUUUUUUAUGUUUACUUCUUAUGGAAACCUCUAAUUUUUAGUAAAUAUUUCAAUUGGACAUCAAAUUACCUUUUUUAUAAUAUAAAACAUGUCUAUUUUUAUAAAGAAAUAUUGUAUUUUUUACUUGGUAUGAAUAAUCAAUUAAGAUUUGUUAUUUGGAGGUCAUCAAAUAUAAAAAAAAGGGGUUUUAUGCACUCUUUACCAUAUUAUAUAAUAUAUAAUAAUCUAAUAAACAUGUUUAAAUCUGUUCAAAAAAGUAGGGGAUAACUACAUACUUUGCCUUAAAAUAUGAGGUAGAAAUUAAAACUUAACUUCACAGUAAGGCUGGAAAUAAAAAAAAAACAAUGCAGUGGAAUGUCUGUUGGUCAUUCAUUGUAAUUUAUUUUAUCUAAUAGUAGCUGUUUUUGUAAAUAUGGGUUUUAUUUAUUACUAUUUGGAUUGAUUCUAAUAAUAAAAUAUGU